AUGAGACUCAUCAAUUGCGUCUCCGGUUGCAUGGAAGAGUUUGUGGGGACAAAGAUACCUAGGUACGCCAUUCUGUCCCACACUUGGGAAGAAGAAGAAGUCACCUACUUUGAACCUGGUUCAUGGCAAGACUGGCCUGCAACUCGCAAGGGCUAUAGAAAGAUCGAGCUGACAUACCACCUUGCACGAGAGCGGGGCAUCUAUUACAUUUGGGUCGACACUUGCUGCAUCGACAAGAAAAGCAGUGCUGAGCUUUCGGAAGCAAUCAAUUCGAUGUACAAGUGGUACGAGCGAGCAGAGGUGUGCUUCGUCUACCUAUCUGACCUGGACCAGGGGUCAACAAUGGCUGACCUGCCCCAUUGCAAAUGGAUCACACGGGGCUGGACCUUGCAGGAGCUCAUAGCCCCGAUGACUGUACUAUUCUUCAAUUGGAGAGGAGACUUACUGGGCUCGAAGGCCGAGUCGACUACCAGUAUCUUUCAAGCGACCUCGAUCGCGCCCGAGAUCUUGCUACAAACGCAAUCGCUGCGAUCUGUGCCAGUAGCAGAGAAAUUCGCCUGGGCCGCUCAUCGGAGGACUCUGCGUAUCGAAGAUAUCGCAUAUUCUUUGCUAGGCAUCUUCGAUGUCAAUAUCCCCUUGCUUUACGGUGAGGAACACAGAGCUUUUCGACGCCUGCAAGAAGAGAUCAUUCGUACUACACCGGAUCUGAGCAUCUUCGCAUGGAGAUCUCCCACGAUCCCAGGGGAACAAUCCACGGGUGGCCAGUCCAGGUACUCCGGCGUACUGGCAGACUCGCCGGCAGUCUUCCCAAGAGAACAACCCAUAUUGAGAAGACCACGAUUUGGCCGAACAGAGCUAAGUGUUACCAGCAUCGGCCUCAAGACGCCGAUACAGCUGCUCUUUGGUGCGCACGGUAUGGCUAAGACACCAAGCUACGUGCUACCGCUAGAUUGCGGGGACCACCAAGGGAAUUUCUAUGGGAUCUAUCUACGAAUGUGCGGACCAAAUGAAUUCGUGAGAGAGAACCCAGAGCUACUCACGGAGUAUAUCGAGAAGAUGCAUGUGAUAGGCGCGCCGGGCAAAGAGCACUUUUUGCUCACCGAGCUCCCUGACUGUGACUGCUGCCGGGCCAUCGGUAGCCCGAGUCACGACUUUUCCAUCGGCCGUUUAAGAUCACAUGCUUUACAGCUAUCAAUGCCGGACAGCAUGUGGAUUUUCGGGGCGCGGCCAGAAGGGAGUUUUGAUUAUCGGGAUCAGCUCUUCUUCGUUGUUGACAACCCAGAGAUGGACCUAGCCGUGUUCAGUAUAACUGAAAGGACGCGCGAGUUCAAUUGCAUGUUCUUUGCUGUCGGCUGGUCUAACACCAAAGGCGACUCACCGAAAUGCACGAUCAUUAAUCGGGAUGAUUUCAAGCAAGCCGUCGACGACAUAGAAAAUGUUCUGUCUACACGAAGCAUCCGCUUAUCGAGCGUUCUCCGGGGACUGCUGGAUGCGCACUCUAUUCCCAUGGCCUCCUCGACGACGAUCAGCGCCAGGAAUGAUGUGGUGGCAUUUACGAUCUCCUUUCGGUCGUCCUUGGUCGAAGACCAAGACUUGUGCAGGCAUCCCAUGUGGAAGAUAGAGUUCACCGUAGACACGGGCCCGCUAAUUCCCAACGACCAGAGCCCAAGACCCAGAAAGCCUCCGAAGUGGCAGACGGGGAGAGCAUCCAGCGAUAGACUUCAGACUUCCCAUUUCACAACCGUGCAGCCAUAA
This is a messenger RNA of Cyphellophora attinorum, 1755 nucleotides long. RefSeq names its product Vegetative incompatibility protein HET-E-1. The record is from RefSeq and is a predicted model, not a curated record. The coding region runs from base 1 to 1755 and encodes 584 amino acids. NCBI's taxonomy places the organism in Eukaryota, Fungi, Ascomycota, Eurotiomycetes, Chaetothyriales, Cyphellophoraceae. The transcript has a single exon.